Molecule: messenger RNA, 1525 nt
Organism: Populus euphratica (Euphrates poplar)
Lineage: Eukaryota; Viridiplantae; Streptophyta; Magnoliopsida; Malpighiales; Salicaceae
Product: U-box domain-containing protein 33-like
Exons: 5
Coding region: 519-1238 (239 amino acids)
Source: RefSeq, a predicted model, not a curated record
CUUCUUUUUCCAUUCCAUGUUUUAAAAUCAAGAACAGAAGAAGCUGAUCAAUUAAUUUAGAGCCUGCUUGUAUGACCUCAGUCAUGCACGCUUUUUCAUUGAUGGCAAUCCGAGGUGUGUUGUGUGCCUAACAAUAGGUAAAGCAAGGACAGUGUUUUCAAAUGUGAGGAUAGUACACAAGGUUCUAUCCUCCCAAAGUAAGGUCAAUCCUCAUGACAAGACAACAUGGAGGAGGGGAAAGCAAAAGGUUUCCAAAAGGGCUCUUAACAAGAGAGAAAUGGUCUUAUGUGACAUAUCCAUUGGCCUACACUGCUUGACAAAAGGGAAUUACCUUUUCUUAUUUUUCCUUUUACUUUGUGGCCUUGAGAGCAACGACCAUUUCCUUUAUAACUGCCAAUAUUUAACUAGCGCCAAAAGCUUGUUAUCUUCGCUAUCAAAAAAGACCACCUAUCUCUAUCACAUAAUUUACGUUGUUGAUUUCUGUAUAAUCUAUGCCUAUGUGAUUCUAAGAGUAAGAGAUGGAAGAAGAGAAAUAUGUUCCGGCAAGUUCUAUGCGGUACAGUGCACGAAUCAUGUCGCCAGAAAUCGUAGAGAUAGGGGAUGAUAGCAAGACUAUUACUAACAGCAUAGAUGGAAUCAGUGAUGAUGUUUAUGUAGCUGUUGGUAAAAAUGACACAGAUGUACUGAAGUGGGCUCUAGAUCAUGCUGUUUUACCUGGAGCUCAAGUUUUUCUAGUCCAUGUUUUUCCUCCUCUGACAUAUAUCCCUACACCAGUUGGAAGGUUAUCAAGGAGCCAAUUAAGUCAAGAUCAAGUGAGAUUUUACAUUAAUGAAGAGAAUAACAGGAGGAGGAACCAGCUGCAAAAAUACAUUCGCCUGUGUGCCAAUGCCAAGGUGACAGUAGAUACAAUGCUGCUGGAGAGCAAUCUGACUGCCAAAACUAUUCUAGAACUCAUUCCUGUUCUCAACAUCACCCACCUUGUCAUGGGAAACAAACGCCUACCUUGCUCAAGGCUGCUAAGGAAAAAGUUGGGAAAGGGAGAAUUCGUGAAGAAGAAAGCUCCAGACUAUUGUGAGGUUAGUAUUAUUCAUAAUGGAAAGAAGAUCAUGGAUGGUAAGAAUGGGAUAGAGCCAGUGUCAUCCUGUGCCCAAAGACCAGAUGUUAUCCGCAGCUCUGCUUACAAGUUUUUCAACCUUCCAUGUUUCCCAGCUUGUAGGAACAUGGAGAUAGAUUCUUAAGAUCUUAUCCCAAACAGAAGAAGAAGAAGAAGAAGAAGAAACAGCCGGCAAUACUGGAAAGACCAGCAGGAGCAACCCAAAAACUCUCAAAUACAAGGUGGAAGCUGAAGGAAACAGACUCCCGGUGGCUACCAUUUUUUUGAAGACUACAACUAACACUAUAUCAAUUUCCGUGUUUGUACUAAAAAAUAUAUUAAAUACAAAGAUGUAAUGUAAAUCAAACCAAUGAAUGGAAGUCGAAAUCCUCAUAUAUAUAUAUAUAUAUAUAUAUAUAUAUGAUUCCCUUC